CUCUGCCGUUCACGUGACUCUCCCGCAGGAGGACGGAAGUGGGACCGCGGCGUACAAGUCUCUCAGCAAUGGCCUUCACCUCGCUUUUAUUAUUUCUCUGUUCGGUUUACAGCUGCUGUGCUCAAGUGCCUCUGCUCAUGUGGACCAGUGAUGGGUCCGAAAUGCCACAUCUGCCUCAAGCAGCAGCUGGUCAGAUAGUGUCUGGUGGGCAGCUGGCGUCUUAUCUCAAACCUGCCUUGUCCACCGCUCCACACAAUGUGCUGCUCUUCCUACAGGAUAAGCUAAGUUUGGAAGACUUCACUAUGUACGGUGGAGUGUUUGGCAACAAGCGAGACAGUGCCUUUUUGAACGUAGAGUCAGCACUUCAGACGUCCUCCAGCCCCCUGGUGUUGCCAGCCCUGGACUGGUCUGCAUCACAUUCCGUCCUGGAGCUGUUCCAGGCAGAGCUGGGUGUCCCAGCAGUCCAGAUGGACCCCAGCGCCCUGAAGGAAAUCAAGCUGAGCACAGCACAGCCUUCCCUGCUGGCCCUCCGUCUCCCUUACAUCGCUGGGGAUCAGACAAAGGAAUUGCUUUUGAAAAAUGAUGCGAUCAUUGGAGAGGUCCUCGACAUGUUCAAGUCUCAGGAUGUGCCUUACACUGCCGUAUACACCGGCCUGAAGCCUUCUAGAGUGAUUGAGGAGAGCCCAGUGAUGGCAGCACAGUCUGUGGGCCGAUCUCUGCUCCAGGCCCUGCCGGAGUCUCCCGUCAAACCCCCAGUUGUCGUCAACACCACAGGGGGGCCCUGCAUCCUGAUGUGGGCAGACACUCUCCUCGCUACUUACUCUGGGAAACAGGUGGAUCUGGCAAAAGACGUUUUUAAUAGUUCUUCUGACAUCACGGCCGGUUCCGUUUGCAAUGGAACGGUGUCAAGACUUGUCCUCAAUUUCCAAAAUGUUCUGAAUCUGCAAUCCCUCAGGCUUAUCUUCUCUAUGCGCAAGAUCUUCUUCCCCGUGUCUGCUCGCGACUGGUCGGUGAUGGAGCAGGUGGAGCUGGAGUACGACGGGCAGAGAGCCAUCUUUAAUGCCAGCGGCGGGAUCUACUCUCCUGCGGAGUAUUCUUUCCACUGCCAGAGCGUGAGCAGCGCUCAGAGCCCCCUGCUGGUGCCUCGAAGCGCUACGGACAACGCUACCCUGUGGACGCUGUCUUUCAAUGAUUUCCAGAUCCAAGGCUUCGGCGUUAGCGGUGAAGACUUCUCGUAUGCCAGCGACUGUGCGGGAUUCUUCACUCCGGCGAUUUGGAUGGGCCUGCUGACCUCUCUACUCAUGGUGCUCAUUCUUACCUACGGCCUGCACAUGAUCAUGCAGCUUCGCACCAUGGACCGCUUUGAUGACCCGAAAGGGCCAGCGAUUUCAGUGCCUCAGAGUGAGUGACUUCAGCCAAAAACUGUCAUGUUGUCAAAAAGGUAAAAAUACGCUUGAUUUGUAUGUAUGGCAAAACUGAUGUGGUUGGAAAUCAGGAAUUUAUGGAUCUAGCUUGACUAUUGAAUUUUUUUUUUUUUCUUGAGUAUGUAUGUUCAAAGGCAAAUCAUAUUUUUAAAUGUAUUUUGAUGUCACGUAGAAGGUGGUGAAAUUUUCAUCUCUCCUUUUCUACACUUGUAAUUAUUUAAUUAACACUUUACAUUAGGGUUCUAUGCAAUCAAAUGCACUAACUAAAACUAAACUAUUCUUUUGCAGCAUUUUUCUUACAUAGAUGCAUAUAAGUAGCACUGAAUAUUAGACAUUUUACAUCGGUCUACAUUAAUUAAUGCUGCAAAAAGUGUUUGUUUUUUUUAUGGUUGAACCUAUGCAUUUCAGUACACAUGCAUAUUUCUCUAUGAAUGGAAUAUUUUUUGACAUGUUUUGCAUUGGAACAUCCUGUUUGGACUACUGUUAUUUAUCUUCUCCUUAUAAAUCUGGUGGUUUGCUUCUCAUAUUUUACUGGAUUUGUACAUGUUUGUGUAGUUGUAAGUUUAAAGGUUGCCAAUAUUUAAUUAUGCCAAAUGUACAAUUUAAGUGCCUAUGGACCAGUCACUGCAUGGAGAAUGAAAAAUUCUAAAUUAAGAUUCAUUAAAGUUUUUGGUUAUUAGACUAAUAAAAGUGCCAAAAGUACGUUCACAUGUCUUCAAUGGUUAAAAUGUUUGAUUUCAUUUGUGAUGCCCCAAAGAAUGAAUGGUUUAACAAAUCUGUAAUUACAGUAAAACUUGCCAUAAUGUUGCUGUUGACUGUACAAUUGUUAAUUGAAGUCGCUGUAUAUAUGUUAAAAAACUCAUUGGUGCGAUAUUGUCUGUUCAAAAUAUACCAUGUGCAGUAGGAUUCAUGUUUUUGUUUGACAUGCUUUGUGAAUGAAAUAGUCAUGAACAGUUUUUUUCUAUUGAAAUAAUUGAACAACUAAACUGAUUGUUCCUUGUUAUGUAAUAGAGGAAAUGUAACGCGGUGAACUGAACGUGGUUUAUUGGAAACCUUGUGAUACAGAAAGCAGCUGUACUGGUUGAAUAUGAAAUGUAUCUAGUGAUGGAGCAAAACCUAAUUCCACAAUAACACUGCGUGUCAAACAGAAUCAGUGCUCAGGUCUGCAAAUAUCCAAGAACUAAAAUAAAAUGGACAAAUUUCAGUUAUGAACCCAA
Messenger RNA from Puntigrus tetrazona (Sumatra barb), 2641 nucleotides. Its product is annotated as V-type proton ATPase subunit S1-like. Lineage: Eukaryota; Metazoa; Chordata; Actinopteri; Cypriniformes; Cyprinidae. The record is from RefSeq and is a predicted model, not a curated record. Bases 69 to 1409 code for a protein of 446 amino acids. Gene Ontology annotation, cellular component: proton-transporting V-type ATPase complex. The transcript is spliced from 10 exons.